UCAUAACGAUCGCUUGUCUUAAGAAUACCGCGCGAAAUCGAAAUAUUUAAAUUCAGUUUGAAAAUCGAAUGCAUUAUAACGUUAGAAGAAACGAUUUUAUGGUGUGUUUUGUUUUAUAAAACAGUGCUUUGGAUUGUGAUCCCAAAAUUAUAAUACGAAGACAGUUUUUACAGAAUCAGACGUCCAUCGUUCGCCGUCGUCCCAAUAAAAAUGACAAAGUAAUUCUAAAUUCAAACGUGCCGGAAACAUGGGCAGCGGACAGAGCAGCGCCACCAGCCGGAAAUGGUCGGGAAAAAGGGAACCUCCGCCGCAAGCGGAAUCUUCGAGAAUCCUAUUCCUACUUUAUUUGAUUCACAGAACUUGGAACAUUGUCGUCGAACACGUUGAUUCUAAAAGCUCGAGAUGGCGCGGCUCCCACACAGUGCCGAGUUCGGGUGAAGGUCUAGGUCAAAGAUUCGACUCCGUGAGCAUCGAGGAGUCCGACCCUGGAUCCUGUUACUCCACUUGCAGCUGCAGUUAUUGCCGCCUUCGAGAAUGUGCACAGGAUUGUGUUAGUGAACUAACGUUGCUGGAAGGCAUGGCCAACUGCGGGGGAUGGAGCGAGGAACCAGUGUCAAAGGAGAAGCAGCGUCCACCAAUCUACAAUCCUGAAGAUUACGCCACAUCCCUCAAGAAAUGGGGAAAGAAAACUGGUUCCGGGAGCCUGUACGACCUGGAUCCAGGGCAAGAUCCUAACAAAUCUAGAACUUUGCCCACACAGACUAGUAAAGAUUUUAGGAACCCUUCGUUAGGCGUUGGAGAAGAGAUGAGCUUGCGUCAAUUCGGCUCUCCCAGUGAACUGCUGACUAAAUUGAGAGCUGACCUUCGACUAUCUUUUCCCAGCUUUGUACAAGAGUUCGCCUGUGAUCCGUUAGAUGGCGUUACCUUACUGCUAGAACUGCUGCGCAACGUGCAACUCAGUCAGACUGGUGAGGGUGCCCGUGGACCACCGGCUGUGAGGAGAAGACCACUUUUAGAUGAACUCGCUUGUCUGCAAUGUCUUUGGAGCUGCUGUACGAGAUAUACAGACUGCGUGCGAAAGCUGGUGGCUGGCUCUAACGGAGUGUACGCGCUCACUGUUUGCAUCAUGUCAACCGUCAAUAAGACAAGAGUAUUGGCUUUGCAGCUCCUAACAAAGGGCUGCUACCCACCAGCAAACGGGCAUAGUAUGAUAUCAGAGGCAUUAUCAACUCUACGCCUCCGCUACGGCGAACCGGUCCGCUUCAGGUUCCUGGUCGGCAUGCUGCAGAGUACUGGAGGCUGUGGGGACUUACAGGCAGCCGGACUUGCAUUCAUUAAUGCGUUGUUAGCCAGCGCUCCCACUCCACAGAGGAAGCUGUACAUACAAGCUGAACUCGAACAAGCUGGAUUCGAUAUUAUAACUUUAAAGAAGAUAAUUUCUAAACUCCCAAACACAAAUGACAGCGUUAUAAAGGAGAUUGAAGAUUACGAAAAACAAUUAAUAGAUAUUGAUACAUUAAGUGAAAAAGCAAAUGAAGCACAAAAAGAAAAGGAUGACCUCAAACACAAAUUAGAGCUACUUGAGAAACGCGUGAAGAUUCUGCAAGAAGAGAAAGGAAUCCUUUUAUCCUUGGAGAAGUGUCUAAAAGAAAAAUGUUGUGAACUACAAGAAGAAGUUACAACGUUAAGAACUGAACAUGGAAAUUCAAAUCGUAAGAAGACAUUUGUUAUUAAAAAAAAGAAUAUCGCACACAAAAAGAGAGAUGAGUCAUCACCCCCAGAAGAUGAAGGCAUAAGUUCUUCAGAAAGAUCUUUGAGUCCCGAAGCAGACCCACAACGAGACGCCAUGGUGUACGAAAUGUUUAAUGUUAAGAACGAGACUUAUUACGACGUGCUCCGAAAUAAGAGACAACCCAAAAAAACAGAAACUAAGGUACUUAACGAUAACAAAAAAUCCUCAGACGAAGAUGAAGAAACCACUAUAGAUGAAGUUAUUCAGGAAUUACGUAAUAUAGUAAACCAUGCAGAAUCGGAACAUUAUGUAAAAUCCGAUCAAGCAAUAUUUGAAGACAAAUCUUCCAGAUGUAAAGAUACUACAGACUCUAAUAUUGGAAUCAAUGGUGAAGUUAAAAAUCAUAAACCUUUAGAAAAGACUGAUUCAAUAACAAGCACAAGACAUAGUAUACAAAUAACUAGUAGCACGGAGUACCUCAAUGAAAAUAACGACGAUGAUAAUGAUGAAGAAGAGGAAAAAACUCGAUCUGUUCAAAGUAAAAUUUUCCCAUAUCCACUUAAGAAACCGAAUAGCUUAUCUCAUUUAUUUGUCCCACAAACAGAUCAAGGUAUUCUCUUCAAUAGACACUCAGAUAUGUUUGAAGAUUAUUUUUCAAGUGAUGAUGGAUCCGACUCCUUACUAAGUGCAUCACAUUGCCAAAAUAGUAUCGACAAAAAGUCGUCGGUGACGAGUUUCGAUUUUAAGGAAUGUCAAGCAAUUUUUAAUACAAUAGCUGAAAAAGAUAAGGAAGAGAAUAGAAAUAGACUAUCGAGAACUCGUUCUAGAGAAGAAUGUAAAAAACCAUCAGUUAAACGAAGUGAAUCGUUUCAAACUACUGAAAAAGGUUCUCGUCAACGUGAAUAUAUUGACAGUAUGUUCUACAAUGAAACUAAUAAGCCUUUAUCAGUAGAUCACGCAUCUUUACAACGAACAAAUUCAAAAUGUAGUAGAGUAGAUGAAAUUGUUAAUCUAAUAGAAUCGAAAAAACUUACCAAAAGUCUUGAUAGGAUCGAUGAAGGUUUAAAUACGAUGGUGGAUAUUGUAGUUAUGAAAGGACCUCUUAACAAGUCUUCCAAACAUUACGAAAGAAGACAAAGAACGUGUUCAGUUACAAAUAGCGACGAUAAUGCACCUUUCUUUCCUCUGAUGCGAUCUAAUAGUAAAGGUAGCCACACUUACAAAGCAUCAAGUCAAAAAGGAAACAACGACUUGAUUUCUAAAGCUGAAGGACAACAAACAUUUGGAUUGCCACCUUCUAAAUUAGGCCAAGGAAGUUUUAAAAAUAAUCAUUCGUCUAACUUUAGCAACACUUUUAUUGUGAAACGAGGUCAUAGUAAUUCUGGUUUUUAUACUGGUCAAAAUCUGUUACGUGAUGCUCCCGCUAGUAUGACAAGUCUUGUGAUGAACGGAACGCACUCUUUCGCCGAUUUCAAAUGCACCCUUUCAUCAGUAGGUUCAGUAAACGACUAUGGAGUUCACAAACUAACUGAUAUGCCAUCGGGUUUAUAUUGAUUGUUAUUUUCGAUUAUAUUUAAUAGUUUAAUCAAAACCAACGACUAAAUUAAGAUUUUCGUACCUAAAUACUUUGAAUAGUGCAAUAUUAUAU
This is a messenger RNA of Papilio machaon (common yellow swallowtail), 3380 nucleotides long. RefSeq lists its product as uncharacterized. Gene Ontology annotation, biological process: cell migration; cortical actin cytoskeleton organization; regulation of cell shape. The record is from RefSeq and is a predicted model, not a curated record. The transcript has 12 exons. Gene Ontology annotation, cellular component: cytosol. The coding region runs from base 248 to 3286 and encodes 1012 amino acids. Lineage: Eukaryota; Metazoa; Arthropoda; Insecta; Lepidoptera; Papilionidae. Gene Ontology annotation, molecular function: actin filament binding; small GTPase binding.